AUGGAAAUGGUGUUUCCACGAGUGGCAUUUCAAGGAGUGUGGGAAGGGGUUUUAAAGGACCAAAAUGGCUGGGAUUUCAGUGAGGAGUCUGGAGUGGGAAAGUCUUCGGAGUGGAGUUCGAGAUCAGGGGAAAUGUUGGUAGAGUGGCGGUCUUCUGAGCAGGUCGAAAAUGAAACACCUUCGAUGUCACCGCCUUACUGGGACCUGAUGAUGGGUGGUGGUGGGCCGAAACCUCAUGAUUUAUAUGGAAAGUAUACAUGGAAGAUAGAGAAAUUUUCACAGAUAAUAAAGAGAAUCGCAGCAAUGUGUUUGAAGUCGGUGGCUACAAGUGGUACAGGUUUCAAAUAAUUUGAAUGUUAUGUUUCUACUUUGUUCUCUAAUUCAUAAUUGUCAUUCUGGAAUUCCUAGUCUUUGACAUCAUAUUGGAAUUUAAUGUGGGUUGUAUGCACAAAUAUAUAAAUCUUGUAAGCUUAAUAUGCUUC
Molecule: messenger RNA, 482 nt
Organism: Hibiscus syriacus
Lineage: Eukaryota; Viridiplantae; Streptophyta; Magnoliopsida; Malvales; Malvaceae
Product: TNF receptor-associated factor homolog 1b-like
Exons: 3
Coding region: 1-348 (115 amino acids)
Source: RefSeq, a predicted model, not a curated record